UUUUAAAUCUGCGUCAACUUCAUAAAAUCUGAAUCAAAAUUUUUAAAAAUUUCACCCUCAUUUUACCACCAUUUUUACUAUGCUAAUUUUUUAAAUAAAAUUUAAUUCAAGGUUUAGCUCAUUUUUUAAAACUAAAUUGAAAAAUAUAUCAGAUAUAAAAAAUGUUUAACAACUAAACUAAACUUUACUAAAGUAAUAUUAGUAUUAGUAAUGUUGACAAAUCAUAUUGAAUUUUAUUUUUAUUAAAAGUUGAUUAAAAUAAUAAUAAACCAGUUUGUUGUCAUUAAAAUUUUUAAAUUAAUUAAAUUAAAAAUAAGUUCUUGAUCUCUGUUGAAUCAUCAUUUGAAAUGGAGAAUACACUGGUGGAGGUCCUAGUUGGACAAGUCUGGCAUAAAGUUUAUGCCAGUCUGAAGGGCGAAGACCUCAUAAUAUCAAUUGCAGAUGAUGCAACUCUUGAUGCCCACACUGCCACAACGGGUAAACAUUCAUCUCUGAACAGAGCAGGCAGCAACAGCACCAGGAGCCACCACAACAGCAGCAACACGAACACGAGAACCACCACCAACAACAACAACUGCAACAACACAAACACCUUGGAUGGUCUGACAGGUCAGAAGAGGGUGGUUCGGGUGUUCAAGGAGGACAACAGCGGUCUGGGUAUCAGUAUCAAGGGAGGAAGUGAGAACAAGAUGCCCAUCAUCAUCAGCAAGAUAUUCAAAGGCAUGGCAGCGGACAGAACAGAAAAGUUGUACGUCGGUGAUGCUGUGCUGGCAGUGAAUGGUGAGGACCUGAGAGAGGCCACACACGAUCAGGCUGUCAAGAUUCUGAAGAGAGCUGGCAAGGUCGUUGAUCUUGAAGUAAAAUACUUGAGGGAGGUGACUCCAUUUUUUCGAAGGGGUGUCCUACUUUCCGAGAUAGGAUGGUCUGAAAGUACGACCACUACCACAAAUGCUAGCAACAGCCACAACAACAACGGCUGCAACAACGUCAACAGUAACUCACUUAAAAGAAACAAAAGUGGUAAAAAUAAUUUUUGGCCUUCAGAGUUCAAAUCAAUUCCACUUGGAUUGUGUUAUGUGUGUCGGAAUGUCACUUACGUCGACUCUGAGAACAGGAUUGUAGAACUCCAUUCCCCAGAUUUGAAGUCUCUCAUAAUGCGAUUCACAGAUGAGCGAACGGCAUCUUCCUGGUUCUCCAGCAUCCACCAACUCGUCGAACACAUCACUAAACAGCACAUCCCUAUUUUUAAUGACGUCAGAUCUUCUGACACUAAAUCUGACAUUCGACACUUGGGCUGGAUUAGUGAACAGCUCUCUCCAGACAGCCUCAGUCGCACCUGGAGACGGUUAUUUGCCGUAGUUACUGGGGUGGACAUUAUGUUUUAUAAUGCUGUUCCAACCUGCUUGCAAGAAUGGAAUCUCCCAGCUUAUUCUCACUCGCUGUUAACCAGCAGAUUGGUGCAUUCGAGCAGACAACAAACCAAAUCUCCAACGACACCAACAUCAACAUCACCCCCUUCAACAACAACGUGUAUUGAGUUGUUGACCUUUGGGAUGAGGUCAGGGGUCAACCAUGGAGUGGAGGGUCACGUAUUCAAGGUGGAAACAUCUAAGGAGUUGUCCAACUGGACGCGAGCUAUUGUGCAGGGUGUCAACAAUGCUGUCCUCCUUCUCAAAGAGAUUGCCACACACGUAAAGUACAAGGGCCAGUCGUGCCGGUUGACACUGCAUUACGAGCAUGGAUUCACCCUCAACCAACUCAACAUCUCGAACGGCUACGAAGGCCAUCGCCACGAAGACGACCUCAUCUGGAAGAAACCAUUUGAAAAGUUGAAAUCGUCCGCUGAUGACGGCAGCAGACUGGUCUGGCUGCAGUUUGUUGAUGAUGGUGAACAGGAAUUAGACUUAGAAUCUAACCCAAAGCCGUUUGUCUUUAUACUGCACAGCUUUCUGGCAGCAAAAGUUUCAAGACUUGGACUGGUUGCUUGAUUUUCAUUCAUUACCUUAUGGCAUUCUUAACAUAAUUUUCUUAUUUUAAUACAUUCACCAUCUGAUAAUACCUUCAGACUUUAUUCAGCGCUCAUCAGCAUUUAAUCAGCCGUUCAUGAUGCAUUUCAUGUUAAUCGUUUAUGUUUGUCAUCAUCUGUGUGUUCACGAUAAAUUUCAUUCACGUUAUACAUUAUUAUGUUAUUCGUCAUCAUAAUCUUCCCUUCGACAUUACUGUAACUGUAGGCACACUUGCAUGAUGCAUCUUACCAGUUCAGUUCAUCUUUUGUGCAUGUCUGCGGAUGGUUGUUAUCUGCAUCAUUUGUACAUUUUAUUCCAUUUGUAUUAAAGCUUUCUGAAUGUGUGUUAACGUUUGCAUUGAUUUCUGGGUUUAAGUUUUUAAUUUAUUUUUCAAAUUUAAUUUCUUAAUUUAAUUUCUGAGUUUGUUCGUAAUCGCCGGAAUGCAUGUUUCACAAUUCAUUGGCAAUUAACGGCGAUUUUGAGAAAUUUUACUGAAUAUAUAUUUAAAGAAUUGAUUUUUAUAUUUCAUUGACAAGCAUAACCAAAACUUGACGGCACGUAUUCAUGUAUUUUCGGAGGAGGGUUACUUACGUGUACAAUGAUCUGCAUUGGCUUCACUCGCAAUAUUUCACGAGUAUUUCUUCAGUUAUUUUGUUAGCAGUAAGUUUAAUUAAUUCAAUUCAGUUUAAUCAAUUCGAUUCAGUUGUUUUGUGUUUGUUUUUGUUCUGUUUUUACGAUUCGUCAUUCGAUUUAGCAAUAUUUCAAUUUCAAGAAGUUUAUUGAAUGUAGUUGAUUUUAUCAAUUUGUUAUGAAAUAUUCUAAAGUUUUGUUUUAUUUUUUCGUAUAUCUUUUGCGUUAUCUUAUAACUUAUUGAACGUUGAUUGUCGGCAUUGUUAUAUAACAUUUAUAAUGAAAGAUUUUUUGGUUAAUAUCGAUAUUCAGAAAAAAAUGAUAUAUUCAAAU
Helobdella robusta is the source of this 2969-nucleotide messenger RNA. RefSeq lists its product as hypothetical. The coding region runs from base 348 to 1988 and encodes 546 amino acids. Gene Ontology annotation, molecular function: protein binding; structural molecule activity. The record is from RefSeq and is a predicted model, not a curated record. Gene Ontology annotation, cellular component: dystrophin-associated glycoprotein complex; intracellular anatomical structure. The transcript has 9 exons. NCBI's taxonomy places the organism in Eukaryota, Metazoa, Annelida, Clitellata, Rhynchobdellida, Glossiphoniidae.